Messenger RNA from Cucurbita moschata (crookneck pumpkin), 1516 nucleotides. RefSeq names its product probable sugar phosphate/phosphate translocator At3g11320. Lineage: Eukaryota; Viridiplantae; Streptophyta; Magnoliopsida; Cucurbitales; Cucurbitaceae. The record is from RefSeq and is a predicted model, not a curated record. Bases 16 to 1176 code for a protein of 386 amino acids. Gene Ontology annotation, cellular component: Golgi apparatus. The transcript has 6 exons. Gene Ontology annotation, molecular function: antiporter activity.
GGGACUUUCCCACUUAUGCGCCUCUUAAAACUACAAAAGCAGAGGAACAUUCCUGAUCCGUCGUCCUCAAAACUCGACCUCCAACAAUUUAACGCAGCUUUUCUUUCAUCUCUUUUUGAUCGCUGCUCCACCGGAAGAUCACAGAUUCAUGUCCUUCUGCUUCCUCCCACUGCUCCACUUAACUCAACCCUUCAUUUCUGUAUCAAAAAUCACAGCUUUUUGUUUUUUGAUCAAAACCCACCUCCCAACAUGAAGGGUACGAGUCGUUUCUUCACGAUCGGCCUCGUUGCCUCCUGGUACUCCUCCAACAUUGGGGUUCUCUUGCUCAACAAGUAUGUGCUCAGCAACUAUGGUUUCAAGUACCCCAUCUUCCUCACCAUGUGCCACAUGACCGCUUGUUCUUUGUUCAGCUACCUUGCAAUUGCUUGGUUCAAGGUCGUUCCUCUGCAAACACUUCGAUCUCGCCUCCAAUUCUUUAAGAUCUCCGCCCUCAGCUUCAUCUUCUGCAUCUCCGUUGUCUUCGGCAACAUUUCCCUUCGCUAUCUUCCCGUCUCUUUCAACCAGGCUGUCGGAGCAACCACGCCCUUUUUCACCGCCGUUUUUGCCUAUCUGAUGACCUUGAAGAGGGAGGCUUGGCUCACUUAUGUUACGCUCAUUCCUGUCGUCACCGGAGUUAUCAUUGCCAGCGGGGGCGAACCCAGUUUCCAUCUAUUUGGGUUUCUGAUAUGUAUCGCAGCCACCGCUGCAAGAGCUCUCAAAUCAGUACUUCAAGCAAUUUUGCUUUCUGCAGAUGGAGAGAAGCUGAAUUCCAUGAAUCUCCUUUUGUAUAUGGCCCCAAUGGCUGUUGUGUUCUUGCUUCCUGCAACACUUGUUUUGGAAGAUAAUGUGAUUGGUAUCACACGGGCACUUGCUAUAGAUGAUAUCAAGAUCAUCUGGUACCUUCUUUUCAAUUCGUCACUAGCAUAUUUCGUAAAUCUUUCCAAUUUUCUCGUCACAAAACACACCAGUGCGCUCACCCUUCAGGUUCUAGGAAAUGCCAAAGGGGCAGUGGCUGUCGUUGUCUCCAUUUUAAUCUUUAGAAACCCCGUGUCCGUUACUGGAAUGAUGGGUUAUACGAUGACAGUUAUGGGAGUCAUCCUCUACAGCCAAGCAAAGAAACGAACAAAUAAGAGUUAAGCAUGGGGGAAGCUCCUCAAUGAAUGAGAAAUCUAAAGUAGCAGUGGCUGCAUGCUUAGCAGAUGGUGCCAUAAAAUUUUUGCACUUUGUUUUUGUCUCAGAAGCAUACAACACCGGCUUCUUCUUCUAUUGUAUCAGCAACAAAAGGGGGGGAAUAGUUUAGGAAUAGAAAGUUAAAUAAGUGACACAACAUAACUCAGUAACCCAGCUUGAGCUUAGCUAUGGAGGAAUAUUCUCAUUCUUUCAGGAUCAGGAGAACCCAUUGUUGUAUAAUUGGGUGCCUACACUUUUGUUAUAUCUUUACUUAAUCACAGCCAUUCAUAGCUCCUCUUAAACAUCA